This is a messenger RNA of Rhipicephalus sanguineus (brown dog tick), 748 nucleotides long. Its product is annotated as protein N-lysine methyltransferase METTL21D. Lineage: Eukaryota; Metazoa; Arthropoda; Arachnida; Ixodida; Ixodidae. The record is from RefSeq and is a predicted model, not a curated record. Gene Ontology annotation, cellular component: cytosol; cytoplasm. Gene Ontology annotation, molecular function: protein-lysine N-methyltransferase activity. The transcript is spliced from 4 exons. Gene Ontology annotation, biological process: peptidyl-lysine methylation. The coding region runs from base 80 to 721 and encodes 213 amino acids.
UUCAGGUCAGCUGAGCGAAACAAGAGAGAGCGACCAUAUCAUAGCGUAAUUUCGUUCGUUUCUUCCUUCGAAGUACCCGAUGAACGCGUCCACGUUCGUACGCACUGUGCAUUUAGACUCGACCGAUGUCGAGCUCGCCAUACAUCAGUGGACGGAAGGCGACGUGGGCUGCGUCGUGUGGGACGGCGCGCUCGUGCUGGGUAAAUACAUCGACCACAAGAACUGUGUGGGCGAAUGGGAUGCGAAGAAAAAUGUUCUGGAAUUGGGCUCGGGAACGGGUAUCGUCGGCAUCAUUACUGCCAGCUUUGGGAACGAUGCCUUGCUCACCGACCUCCCGCAGUUUGUGCCUCUGUUGGAGAAGAACCUCGAAGAAAACCGUGACCGCCUCAGAGGAAAGGCAUCCGUCAGGACGCUAGAGUGGGGCGCCCCACCUGACACAUACAUGGUCGCCCCCGAUGUCAUGCUCAUAAGCGAAUGCGUCUACUACGACAAGGCUGUGGACCCGCUGCUGAAGACUAUGACAGAGUUGUGCGGUCCGAACACGGAGAUGCUCGUAUCUUACGAGGACAGGGACAACGAUGCGAACUCGGCGGCGGUCGCCCGCUUCCUCCGGGGUUGUCGGCAACAUUUCCUCAUCGAAGAGGUGCCCAGCAAGGAGCAACACCCGGAUUUCUCCAGCCACGACAUUCACAUCUUGAAGCUGAGACCCAUUGAGCAGUGAAAAAAAAAAAAGAAAAAAAAGAGAUCA